AGAUCAACGGGACGUCCCUUGCCUGUAGCAACCUACGUCGACGACUACUCUGUAUUUCCUAUCCGCUGAGACAUAUUCCCGGAGUCUCAUUGGGUAGGCGUUUUCUUGCCUGGAGCUUGUUGUUUUAUUUGUUCUCAACCAGCGCACUACUUUAAGUAAAUACGCGAGCUGAAGAUGGCCCUCCUCUCGAGCUUGGCUGAAAUUGAAGAAACGUCAAACUCUUUAAAAAUCAAUCUGCUGGAUACUGCGGACACCUGUGCGUGCCCGACUGCUGAGCUCAGUAAGGCUGUGUCAGUGUCCUUGGGUUUGGAUACAGUGUCUUCUCCUCACAACAGCAUGAACCACUGCUCCGGCGUCGCCGUUGCAGACUUCGACUCCAUAGUGGAGCGUAGUUUCCGAGGAGUGCUGGAGUUCGGAGCGGCUCGUAAUAGCCUACUGAAUGAAACUAACCCAAGAGAUGACGACUUUGGAGAAGUGUGUCCUGGCAUACAGCAAGUGAGCUGCAUGGAUCUGCUCAGAUCCGGCGAAAUGGACAGGGCGCAGACCGUGACGCGCGGCCCGGUGAUAUCAAGAUAUUUCUGCAAGGAAUCAAGCUUGUUUAUGAACCCGGUGACAGACCUUCCUGCGUCCUCUGAGGUGGACGAGAUCUUACCUUUGAAACCAUACUCUGCCGAUCCAAACCUAUACAGCGAUGCCGCAGCUACGUGGUGCGCAUACAGCGGCCGUUCCGAGGCAGAGAGAAGUGGAUCCGGCGCACACAAUUUAUUGUGUAAACAUUGUAAUUGCGGGAAAGCGUCUCUUGAAUCCAGGCAGGAAUGCCACUGUGUCUGGUAUAGCAAGCGCGGGCAGGGGGGUGAAGGUGACACGCGAGCAGCGAUGGCACAAGGGUAUGGUCAAGCGGAAAGUUCCCAAAGUGCAGUCCUUCAAGAGCAGGCCACCUUUUCCACCAUCAAGACCGAACCUUCAUUUUGGUUGGAUUGCAGAGAUCGCAGUUUCAGGCAUGAGGAUUUGUUUCCAGGUGUGUACCUGUCAGACAGGAGAGUGUGCCAGGUGUGCGGUGACGAUGCCUCAGGUUGUCACUAUGGAGCGGUUACCUGUGGCAGCUGCAAAGUAUUCUUCAAGAGAGCCGCUGCAGGUAAGCAGAACCAUCUGUGUGCCAGCCGGAACGACUGCACCAUCGACAAACUGAGGCGGAAAAACUGCGCCUCGUGCCGUUUAAAGAGAUGCUUCAUGUCGGGAAUGAGCCUUAAAGGUCGCAGGCUAAAGGGAGCCGGACAGACAAGGAACGGAGAGGGGGAGCAACCUCUGUCUCCGUGGGGGACUGGAGAGAGAGGAGAAAGGGCCGGUAAGAAAGAUGUCUUCUCUGGCCCCGGAAGUGCAGCUGCCAGCGCUCAAAGUGAAGAUUGGUGUCCGAUAAGCUCAACAGCAUCCCAAGGCCUGGUUCCAGGUAUCCCCCCGAUGCUGCGCUCCUGCCUCAACCUGCUCAGUGUCUUGCAGACCAUUGAGCCGAUUGUGGUCAAUGCCGGACAUGACCCUGCCCAGCCAGACAGCCCUGCGUCCUUGCUCACCAGCCUCAAUGAGCUGGGGGAAAGACAGCUGGUAACCGUGGUGCGUUGGGCCAAGGCAAUACCAGGUUUCCGUGACCUGCAUGUGGAUGAUCAGAUGUCAGUGAUUCAGUUGUCAUGGAUGGGGGUGAUGGUGUUCGGUCUGGGCUGGAGGUCAUACACCAAUACUAACAGCUCCAUGCUCUACUUUGCUCCAGACCUGGUCUUCAAUGACCAGCGGAUGCAAGUGUCCAGUAUGUAUGAAGACUGUGUGAGGAUGAAGCUGCUCUCCCAGAGGUUCUGCAUGCUGAAGGUCACCCAGGAGGAGUUCCUCUGCAUGAAAGCCCUGGUCCUCUUCAGUAUCAUGCCAGUGGAAGGCCUGAAGAGCCAGCGUUGUUUUGAUGAACUGCGGACCUCCUACAUCAAGGAGCUGGACCGCUUGGUCAGCCACCGCGGGGAGACCACCCGUACACAGAGGCUGUUUCAGCUCACACAGCUGCUGGACUACCUCCAGUCGGUUGUGAGGCAGUUACACCAGUUCACCUAUGAUCUGUUCAUCCAAGCCCAGUCCCUGCAGUCACAUGUCAACUUCCCAGAGAUGAUCUCAGAGAUUGUGAGCGUUCAUGUGCCCAAGAUCCUCUCAGGCAUGGUCAAGCCCAUCCUUUUCCACAACACAGCCUAGAGAGGAGUCUCUGUGAUUGUCCUGUAUGUCACUCUGGCACCCAGUCCUUCGACCAUUUCUGGUAAAGCUGAGACGCCUAGAGAGGGUUUAUGAUUUUCUGAGGUGAAAGAAGUAUAAGCCCCAUUUGUGGCGCACAGUUAGGCUAUAAGUGGACAUUAACACAAGGGCAUACAGCCCAUUUUUCCACUCUAUUGUAAUCUAAUUGCAUCUACUCUGUUCUCACUGCCUGUUAUCUGUAUCACACACAUCAAAUGUUUCUGGACCCUUUUUUAGCAUGCAUUCCUCCACACAAGCUCAUGAACGCCAACCAUCUGGCAUGUAGACUUCUUCAUAUUGAUAACUGACAACAUUACAUUUUGAGAGUUAAGACCGUAGUAAGAAAAAAAACAUGUUUUUGGAGUUCACUUCACCAUAGCCUGUCUGUGUACAGUAGUGUGACAUUUGGACUACCUUUUUUCACAAUGAAUGUUACUGUGUGCACCUGAGAUGAACAAAGUUGUUGAUUGACAGUUAAUAAGCGGUUGUGGCAUGCAUGCUAAAAAGUAAAACUCUCCACUGAAGGCAUACAAAAACAUUUUUUAAGCUUUUCUCACACAGUCGACUUAUAGUUUUAGGUAUCAAAAAAAAAAAAUUACACUAUUAACCUGCAAGUAUAGCAUGUAUAUUUAUGAAUUUUGUGAUGUCAAAAUGUCACACCAAAAACAAUGAAGAAACUAAUUGGACAAAAUAAUGGAAUGAUUCAUUAGUCAACUAACAUUGAGUGACUAUUUUUAAGUUUGCUUGUUUUCCGGUGUCAAAUGUUAUUGAAGUACAAUUUUGGACAUUUCAUACUGUUGUAACUUUUCUACUGUUUCUUAAGGUGUUCUUUGUUGUGUAUCAUCAUGUGUUCAUUGUAGCUACUGAAAGCUUUGCUAAACGUUUAAAGAUCCAGCCAAGAAUCUGCUCAUUUGUUGCAUCUGUUGACAGCUUAACAUGUAAUAAAACUGAAGCAUGACUGUG
Molecule: messenger RNA, 3225 nt
Organism: Micropterus salmoides (largemouth bass)
Lineage: Eukaryota; Metazoa; Chordata; Actinopteri; Centrarchiformes; Centrarchidae
Product: progesterone receptor-like
Exons: 9
Coding region: 175-2226 (683 amino acids)
Biological process (GO): male gonad development; regulation of DNA-templated transcription
Molecular function (GO): sequence-specific DNA binding; zinc ion binding; DNA-binding transcription factor activity
Source: RefSeq, a predicted model, not a curated record